This is a messenger RNA of Emericellopsis atlantica, 1122 nucleotides long. RefSeq lists its product as uncharacterized. The transcript is spliced from 2 exons. Lineage: Eukaryota; Fungi; Ascomycota; Sordariomycetes; Hypocreales; Bionectriaceae. Bases 1 to 1122 code for a protein of 373 amino acids. The record is from RefSeq and is a predicted model, not a curated record.
AUGGCUGGAAACGCGGUGAUCUCCCAUCCGGACAGCCCUCAAAGCGACUGCGAUUCAACGACGAACGAAACGCCCCCGCAACACAUUCAUCAGCCGUUGACACCACCUUCGUCCGAUGAACGGCGACCGAGGCAGGACGAGGCAAAGGUCCGACAGCUGCUCGACGCGGUCAAUAGUCAGGCGGGUCAUCAGCCAUUGAUUGGGAUCAAGGUAGCCCCGACGACGUACACACGAAUAUCUGAGAUAAUCGACCACAAGGUACGCCGACACGAUUACGAUCCGGAUCGCGAACUCCUUAUCAUUCGCAUGCCUUCCCCUACUCACGAGGUUUUCUCGAGAUCCCUUGCGAAACAUCUACAAGACCACCUCGACAGGAUCACCAGCAGAGAAGAUGAGGCCGGGCGUUUUGCGUCAGAUAUAGCGAGCGGUGGAACGGCGCGAAUCUUCUUACGGGAAGGAACCUCGGAAAGAGGAGAGUCAAGCCGUCCACUGCGUCGGCAACCCGACGAGCAGUUCCAACAUAAGGAUGCCACCUAUCCAGGUGUUGUCAUCGAAGUAUCGUACUCCCAAGAUGGCAGAGAUUUGCGACGUCUUGCUCAGGAUUACAUUUUGUACUCCAACGGGGAUAUCAAGCUCGUCAUUGGCAUUGAUAUCAAUGAAGAUAAGGAGUGCACAGUGUCAUCAUGGCGUCCGCAGUAUACUGGUGUGGUGAAUGACGUUGACGACCUACAAGUCGUCCAGGAGGUGGAACGCCGAGCCUUUCGCUCCCCAGAUAAAGAAGCCGUCAACUUGGAAGACCGCCUCGAAAUCAAUCUCAGUGAUUUCGCUACCGACGAAAUUUUUUGCGGUGAUGAGUCCGCGAAGCUCUAUAUACCGUUCUCACAAUUGGCUCAUUUUCUCACUCGAGCCGAAGAAGUGCAGGAAGCAAGGGAGCCUCGCCAAGGGCAACAAGGCAUCAAGUCGAGCCGGCAAACAAGGAAGCGCCCAUUAUCAUCUAGCUCUGCGGAGGAGCUUGUGUCCGGGGACGAAGCGAGGUUUUUGGACCUAGAGAGACGAACAGCAGAUCGAGCUGAAGCGAAUGAUGGUGACUUUACGAUGUUGGGGGCGAAACGAAGACUCUGA